GGGCUCCGCAGCACUCACUCAGGAUCGCGACCGAGGAGUGGUGAUGUCGCGGUGGGCAGCGACCACACUCUCUCCAGGACUAGAUCAGCGGCUGAUGUGCGAGUGAGAGGAACAGCAGGGAACGAGGUCGCCCAGUGUGUGUGUAGCUGACCCGCCUCGUGCACCUCAGAAAAAGGGAUUCACUAGGUUGAGGAAGUGUGGCCUGGCUGAGGUCUGCGACCAUGAAGGUCAAAGUCAUCCCGGUACUUGAAGACAACUACAUGUACCUGAUCAUUGAGGAACACACACGGGAGGCUGUGGCUGUAGACGUGGCUGUGGCCAAGAGGCUGUUGGAGAUUGCAGGCCGCGAGGGAGUGUCUCUGACCACGGUGCUGUCCACACAUCAUCAUUGGGACCACACACGUGGAAAUUCGGAGCUGGCACACUUGCGGCCAGGAUUGGCUAUCAUGGGAGCAGAUGAGCGCAUCUGUGCACUAACCCGCAAGCUGGAACACGGAGAAGAGCUUCAGUUUGGGGCCAUCCACGUGCGAUGCCUCUUGACGCCGGGCCACACCUCUGGCCACAUGAGCUACUUCCUGUGGGAGGAUGAAUGCCCGGACCCACCAGCCCUCUUCUCUGGUACCUUGCAGCCUGGACUCAUUCACCUACCCAAUUCCACUGUGCCCUCCCUACUCCCUUCUGACCCUCUCUGCUCCCUAGGGGAUGCUCUGUCAGUGGCAGGCUGUGGCUGGCACCUGGAGGACACUGCCCAGCAGAUGUACCAGAGCUUGGCCAAGACUCUGGGUACCCUUCCACCCCAGACGAAGGUGUUCUGUGGUCAUGAGCAUACGCUGAGCAAUCUUGAGUUUGCACAGAAAGUGGAGCCCUGCAACAACCAUGUGCAAGCGAAGCUGUCCUGGGCCCAGAAGAGGGAUGAUGAUGAUGUACCUACUGUGCCUUCGACACUGGGCGAGGAGCUCAUGUACAACCCUUUCCUAAGGGUGACAGAGGAUCCAGUUCGUGCAUUCACAGGCCAGGUGGCCCCAGCCCAGGUCCUGGAGGUCCUCUGCAGGGAGCGAGCACGCUUCCAGCUUGCUUUGGAGCCACCUCAGCCCCAGGUUCGGGCACUCCUGGCCUUACAGUGGGGGCUUCUGAGCACACCUCAAGAAAAGUGAACUGUGUGGGGAGCCUGCUUGUCCCCACACUCUCCUGGACCUCAGGCUGACUGAAACCUCGGCCUCCAAAACCUUCUGAGCCCCUGCUACCCUGCUUUGAAGAACCAGCAAGUGGUGCCUCCCUUGCCUCUACUCCUUGUGGAGCCGUACAAGUGGGAUCUCUAGGAGCUCUUGUGGGUCCAGACAUAUCCUGGGGACAGGAGGGUGAAUAAAACUUUGAAAGGCCCAG
This is a messenger RNA of Grammomys surdaster, 1383 nucleotides long. It is a transcript of the gene Haghl, whose product is annotated as hydroxyacylglutathione hydrolase like. The transcript is spliced from 8 exons. NCBI's taxonomy places the organism in Eukaryota, Metazoa, Chordata, Mammalia, Rodentia, Muridae. Gene Ontology annotation, molecular function: hydroxyacylglutathione hydrolase activity. The coding region runs from base 222 to 1154 and encodes 310 amino acids. The record is from RefSeq and is a predicted model, not a curated record.